Harpia harpyja (harpy eagle) is the source of this 1956-nucleotide messenger RNA. RefSeq names its product G protein-coupled receptor 171 (gene GPR171). Gene Ontology annotation, molecular function: G protein-coupled purinergic nucleotide receptor activity. The record is from RefSeq and is a predicted model, not a curated record. The coding region runs from base 321 to 1298 and encodes 325 amino acids. Gene Ontology annotation, biological process: G protein-coupled receptor signaling pathway. Gene Ontology annotation, cellular component: membrane. The transcript has 3 exons. Lineage: Eukaryota; Metazoa; Chordata; Aves; Accipitriformes; Accipitridae.
GUGCCUGAGAAUGGAAGGCGCUCUAGACCCUUAACAAAGAGCACCACAGCAGUCAAAUCAAGAAAGGUAACUUCCACGUGGUUUGGUUAUUUGAAUGCUGGUUUUAACUGCGUCAAUCAGCACAUUUAAAAACCACAGACAUGUUUUAAAAAGCCAGCAGACGCUGCCAGAGGAAAAGAUUAACACGCUAUUGGACUGCGAGAGCAGGGACCGAGAGACAUCAGAUCUUCGCAGACUAAUGCUCGGAAGACCCCAGAGACCACUAAGACAGGUUCUUGGUAUCUCCUAGCAGCAAAACCAACUUGCACAAGAAGUUUACAAUGUCAAGCAAUGUUUCACAAUGCCAUGUCAGAAAAGAAAUGGAACCUUUUACUUAUUUUUACUACUUGAUUUUUCUUGUGGGAUUUAUUGGAAGUUGUUUCGCACUAUGGGCAUUCACACAAAAAGAUCAGAAACAGAAGUGUAUGAGCAUCUACUUAAUUAACCUCUUAACAGCGGAUUUUUUGUUGACUCUGGCGUUGCCAGUAAAGAUUAUUGUUGACCUAGGAGUUGCAUCCUGGAAACUGAGAAUAUUCCACUGUCAAGUCACAGCCUGUUUCAUCUACCUGAACAUGUAUUUAUCAAUCAUAUUUUUGGGAUUUGUAAGCAUGGAUCGUUGCCUUCAGCUAAUGCACAGUUAUAAGACCUACCGCAUUCAAGAGCCUGGAUUUGCCAAGAUGUUGUCUGCAGUCGUAUGGACAAUGGUUCUCCUUAUAACAGUGCCUAACAUGGCUAUUCCAAUAAAAACCAUUGAAGAAAGACCUGGUGCAGGGUGCAUUGAUUUCAAAACAAAAUUUGGAAGAGACUGGCAUGUGUUUACUAAUUUCAUAUGCACAGCAAUAUUCCUGAAUUUUUCAGCUGUGAUACUGAUUUCCAAUUUCCUUGUUGUUAGACAACUCUACCGAAACAAAUACAGCGAGAGUUACCCAAACGUGAAGAAAGCCCUCAUCAACAUACUGCUCGUAACUGCAGGCUACCUGCUGUGUUUUGUUCCGUACCACAUUGUUCGCAUCCCCUACACUUUGAGCCAAAGCGACACCAUAACCAGCUGCUCUCUGAAACAAGCUCUCUUUAAAGCUAAAGAAUCUACCUUGCUGUUUGCAGUAUCAAACCUCUGUUUUGACCCUAUUCUGUAUUACCAUCUUUCCAAAUCAUUCAGACUGAAAUUUACUGAGACUUUUGCAGCACCGAAAGAGGCAAAGGCUUUCGCAGACAAAGAGGUACGACACAGCAGUGAACAGCAGAUGCAGAAGUACUGAUUCUGAAAUACAUCAGAAGAGUGUGCAAAUGUGCAGUAUAAACAGCCGUUGUGCAAUUGCAAGCAUGGCUACCAUGGUCAACAACAUUCCUGCUGAAUCAUAAGCCCAAGCAGAAGGAAGAAACUUGAACAAUACCAAUCACUUUGUUAUACGUUCACGUAGUAGGUCUGAAUUAGCAGAAUGUUUGAUAAUGCCUUUCAGAAAUAGUUCAAUGUACCAGUGAUGACCUACCUGGGAUCAGCAGCACUUAAGAAUACAACAUGUUCAGAUUCAAACAUACCUUGCAAUUAUUUAUGGUAAACACCUGAACUCACCUUUUCUAAGUUAAAUAUUGUAUACUUACUAUAAUAAAUUACUUGGUGCAAUCAAGUGAAGAGAUUAUUUAACAGCAGUUCUUCAGCUGCAAAGAUUUCACGUACACAAUUAACCCAAAAGCAUUUUAGAGGGCAUUAUUUACUCCAGAAAGUGAUUUUAAGCUGCACUGAUUAAAAAAUAUUGUAUCUGUUUACAUCACACCUGCAGUUUUAUAAAUAAAUCUCUCAUUCUUGCCAAGCUCUAUUGCCUUUCCUUGCUGCUGCUUCAAUGAAUAUGAAAAAAAGCUAACAACAUGUUAUUAUAGAAAAUUCAAGGAAAUUUUAAAAUUAAGAUAAAGUGUAAA